Messenger RNA from Varanus komodoensis (Komodo dragon), 5657 nucleotides. It is a transcript of the gene ORAI3, whose product is annotated as ORAI calcium release-activated calcium modulator 3. The coding region runs from base 943 to 1512 and encodes 189 amino acids. The record is from RefSeq and is a predicted model, not a curated record. The transcript is spliced from 2 exons. Gene Ontology annotation, cellular component: membrane. Lineage: Eukaryota; Metazoa; Chordata; Lepidosauria; Squamata; Varanidae. Gene Ontology annotation, biological process: store-operated calcium entry. Gene Ontology annotation, molecular function: store-operated calcium channel activity.
UGAUCAAACCAGAAUAGGGGGCAGCUCCCCCAGGCCUGAAGAGGGCCCUAGUGCCAAGCGGGGGGUUUAACAGGAGUGCCAUGGUAAGGUCAGCUCGGAUGGCUGUCAGCCUUAAGCAUGAGGUGGGGACAACAGGACAAGUUGUGCUUAGCCCUCAGUUCUGAUCUUCCUUGGAAACAAGCAUGUGGGAGGCAGGACGGCAGUCCAAAAAGGGGGGAACUCUGCUUUCUGCUCCCCAAAUUCCUCUGGUUUGACAUGGAUCACCACCCAAAGUGCUGCAUUCAGCAGAAACCUGAAGCCACUGAUUAAAACUGCACCAUGGCUGAGACUUCUGGGCCUCAAUCAUCCCCAUCUGCAAAAUGGGGAUAAAACUACCGACCUAACAUAAGGAGCUGUUCCUGAGGACAGCUGAGAAAUCUCACGACACUAACUUCCUAUAUGAUGGGAACUGGAGUCCAAAAGCUGGAUACCUCACUCCUGGAACAGACAGAAGUGACUGCCAGACUGAGCGUUUCUCUCAGGAGUUGGCUUGAAAUGAGGGCAGGGUGUUGCAGCUGUGCGAAUUGCUGAGUAACAGAUGCCGCGGCGUCUAGAUAGGGUGCAGGAGUGCCUGUUUGCCUCCAUGCAUGUUCUAUUCUUAUUUAUAAAAUAAACAUUUAAAGUUCAAAAUCCACAGUUGAGCAAUAUUAGAACCAACCCAAAUUCCAUAGCAAAGAGCGCUCUUUCCAGUUCUUCAGAAUUCUAAGGAUUGCAGAUUCGUGCAGAAUUGGGUUGGUUCUAACAAAGGUUUUGCCCAGUUAUGGAUCUGGGAUUUUGAAAAUGUGCUGAAAAUAGCACUGCUCUGGAAUUUGUCACCUGGAAAAGGAAAAUAUCUGCAACACUAUAUACACUGAUGUGGGACUUUGGACACUGGAUUGAACCAGGAGGGCCCUGCGGGUGGCCAUGGUGGAGGUGCAGCUUGAAGAUUAUGACUACCCCCAGGAGCUCCUCGUGGCCUUCAGCGCCUGCACCACAGUGCUGGUGGCCGUCCACCUCUUUGCCCUCAUGGUGAGCACGUGCAUCCUGCCCCACAUCGAGGCCGUCAGCAACAUCCACAAUCUCAACUCGGUCAACGAGUCUCCUCAUGAGCGCAUGCACCACUACAUUGAGCUGGCCUGGGGGUUCUCCACGGCCCUGGGCAUCUUCCUCUUCCUGACCGAGGUGGUGCUGAUCUGCUGGGUCAAAUUUAUGCCCAUCAGGGGCACCUCCCCGGCCCAGAGGUGCUGUGCCCCUGUGCCGGUCCCCUCCGGUAACGACACCACCGCGGCCCCUCCGGAGGGCGCUGGCUGGAACGCGGCCAUGGCGUCCACGGCCAUCAUGGUCCCGGUUGGCGUGGUCUUUGUGAUCUUCGCCUUGCACUUCUACCGGUCCCUGGUAGGACACAAAACAGACCGGCACCAGCAAGAGCUGGAGGAGCUCCACCAGAUCAAGUACCAGCUGGAUGGAGAAGCUACAGCGCUGCAGGUGGUGUGAGGUUUGGGGGUCGUGCAGGGACAGGCUCAAGUCGCUGGAAGCUGCUGUUUCUCGCGGGAAAGACGGCCGGCCAUCUUGCUUGUAUCCUGGCGGUGAGGGAACCAGCUCAGUUGGAAUGUAACCAAAAAGCCACUGGGACCUUUUUGAAGGUCCCCCGCUUCCCCACUCAGCAUCUUAACAAAUUCACUUGUGCGUCCCUGAAAAUGAAUGGAAGGAAGGGUUGUUAAACACAGAAGCUUUUGCUGAUCUGGAACUGUUCCUGGAAGUGAGCAGCCCAAGCCCACACUUGAUCCGCCCUGUCAGCUGAUAGAUGCAAGGAACUUUGGCUUGGAGCUGCUUCUAAGAAGAGGGAUGGCAUUUGUCCCCCAAGAGGAGGGACAGUGGCUUUGCUUUAAUUGGGUGCAAUUUGUUUCCUGUUUGCCUCUUCAUGAAAAACAGGAGCAGGGAGUCCUCAGGUAUUUUAGUCACAGGAGCUAAAGGUGGAGGUGGAAGGUGAGUGGCUUCGGAAAAGCAUAACCAGCCACUUAAUCCUGCCUUUUUGCUGCCCCAAACCCCCAAAUAUCAUAAAAUGGGACAAGGCUAUGCCAACCAUCAUCUGUGGAGCUCCCUGCCCUCUCCUUAAUGGGCUGUUGAGGAAGCUGGGAUGCAAACCAGCACUGGCCUGAGUCUGGGGGUAGUCCAGCGAGCUGUGGGGCCGAGGCCCAGGCCACAGUGAGGGCUCUGCCAAGUCAGUCACUGGGACGCCAGGCAGAAUGAAGCUUCCAGGUGGGCUGGGCCUGAUGGAAAUGCCAGUCCUGCCUUGGCACGGCCAACAGAGCAACACCUUCUGCCUGCUGCACUCGGAGCUCCGGUUCUGGGUCGGCCAGUUCUGGCCUGCGGGGACCUGAGUUACGGCCCAGGUGGAUGGCAUGGGACCAGCAUUCAUAGGAUUGCCCCAUUCAGGGGAAGACGUGCAGGGGUCCUGCACUAACAUGAAGAAAGCGCACAUGGGGAAGGAAUGCCAGACUUUUCUCAGGGCUGGCUUUCCUGCAGCCAGUUGUCCCAGUUAUCAGAAAAUAAGCUAGGAAUGGAUAACAGGGAGGGGUGGAGUCAAUGUCUUGUCCCUGUGAAGAUCCCCUCCACUCCACUCCAGGAGUGGAGCCUGGAGAGAGUUGUCUGUCUUCCAAGAACCACACACUUGGGCUGCAGUGGGCCCAGCUGCUUCUUCUCAAUGGCCCUCCGCAACAGGUCCCUUGCAGCCCCCACAGAAGCUCUCUGCAGCGGUGCCCAUAGGAACCCCAGAUUUUUUUUUUCAUUUUUCCCAGCUUGUUUUAAUAUCCAUACAUGCAUUUAACAAUAAUUUUCUAGCAACUGUGCACAGGCUUGUACAAAAGUAGACCAAAUACUCAAAUAAGUAUCCACUUGAAGGUGGCAUCUUCCUGUUAGGUCCUUGACACAUUGCAUAGAAGGUGGUGAAUAUAUUCUUCCAAUUUCAUAAUAUCAAUCUUUUAGCUCUUGAGAGAUUGCAAAGAUCCAAUUCCUCCUCCCACUUGUUAAUUCCAUGAGGCAGGUAAAUAAUUUGGAAGAGGAUAUAUUCCAGUGGAUGUUAAAGAUUGUUUUGGUACAAAAUUGACUUGUAAUAACCACCUCCCAAAAAGAAGCAACAACUGAACAAUGCCAAUUCCUGUGUUAUGAAAGAGCAAUAGUUGAAUCACACUGCCUGCAAUUAGCUAAAUUAGUCGAUCCCUUCUUAAAGAAACAUUGCAACAUCCAGUAGACAUGAAAGGUUUUGCUGCAGCCCACGAUCAAGAGCUGACCGACACGGAAGCAGUGAACCACAGACUGGGCAUGCUAUGGUGGUGUGCACAGGAGUUUCUGAAGUUCCCACAUGGGUCCAAAAAGGCUGGGGACCCUGACAGCUCUGCAGCAUCUGAUUGCCGAGUUUCAGAGUCUUUGAUGCUUCUGAACUGGCUGGCCUCUUGUGCAAGAUGAGGAAGGAAACGGAGCACUUCACGUUUCCUGGCAACGGCAGAGCAUUGGUACAAAAGCCUGCACAGCGGUUGCUAGGUGAUAGCAAUGUCUUCUCUUCCUCCUCUGACCAACCCCUCCACUGGGGGCCAUGGCAGCAAUGGGGCAGCCUGGCUUACGGCCACAGAAAAGGGGAAUGUGUCCUUUUGGUGCAGUAGGGACAGGCGCGCGCACACCCUGUUGCUGGUCAGGGCAGCGGAUGGAUUCCUAGAGGCAGUCUUGGUUUUCUUAGAUCAAGCAAAGGGAUGCUUGAAGGAUGACUCAUGGUCUCAGCCUUGUCAAAGACCGAUGCCUUUUCUCUAUAGAAGGACAGUUCAUUCUUAGCUGUCAAGCUUGACGGGAAAUGGUAUAUUUUUGUUGGAUCGGGAGAAGGCAGAGUGGGUAAAUAUCAGCAUCCGAGCCGUGUGCAGCUGUGGGUGCUCUUUUCUGCUGCUGCUGCUGCGAUUACUUUUAAUCUCUGGCAUUGAUCUGAGACGCCCCUUGCACAAAAGCAUCCAGAUGGGGUGGGGGGAUACCCAACAUCCUGAGAUCUGCCUUGUUUAUGGGGCCAGGGAGCACAAUGGUGCAUGAGCCUAGGACGUGAGCUUCUGGCCAAGGUGCCUCCACGCCCUUGCACUGCCUUCCCCAGCCCUGCACCCAACCGGGCAUGCAGGCAUGAGGGGCCUGUUACUCUGACUUGGGAUACUGAACGCGCUCUGUGGUCUCAUUGAGAGUGACAGGCAAGGGGUUAGAGGGAGACUGUAUGAAGCCAGAUAAUCUGGGGCGUGUGGUCUGUGCUUAUGACACUUGCUGUCCUCCACCUCCCCAUGGAGCCCCUGUUCACAGAGACCAACAGGAAGGCCAGACCGCAGCAGGGACAGUCAACAAGUUUGGCCUCCCCUGCAAAGUUGUCUCCAAGCUGAUGUCUUGGCUGUUAUCUGUAGCAGCAAACGAGUAACGGAGACACCUUUGUGGUGGAAGUUAACCUUGCCCUUUGUGAUCCUGAAAGCUGGAGCAGGGGCGCAGCCACCGCCCACCCCCAUGACUGAGAGUCACUGACGACGGAAGCAGGGCCCCCUCUGUGUUGCCACCCCUGGGUCAAUGCUUUCCACAUCCGGGUGUCCCUCUGCUGCAGCUCUCAGCAUUGCUGACCGUGGGUUAAGCUCGCUGGAGCUGAUGGGCAAGGAAGUCUGGAAGGCUCCCACUUGAGCAAGGGCUGGUUCUGCUGCUUUGGGGUCAAGCUCAAGCAUGACAAAGAUAGCACGUUAGAGAGAGAUACCAUAUGGGAUGUUGGCUAUCUGGUAAAACAGCUGUAAGCUGUUUCCGGAACAGUUUAGGGGGGGUGCAGCAAGGGGAGGAAGAAGGGGAGCUGUCCUGUGCUUUCUUCCCCAGCUAUUCGUGUGUAAAAUUGUACUUCCUCUCAGCUGCUUUUCUCCCCUAAGAAUGACAAGAGACGCAGGAACCUGCAUCUUCUCUCUCUGGGAGGAAAGUAGUUUGGGACCAUGGCGUAGGGGCAGCACUAAAAAGAGAUUCUGAAUUACAAAUGAGGAGGAAAAAAGUUACAAACCGCCCCCCAGUGUGUUCUCUGCUCACUUGCAGAUGUUUGUGUGAUGAAGGAACAUCUUAGGGAUCCAGCGGGGGUAGGGGAAAGAAACACGGAAUUCCACGUAUGAUAAAGUUGGUUCGUGUCCCACGAGACCUGCUAAUGUCAUUUCAUGCUGUGCUGAUGUACAGCCGCUCAGCAGAGGAGAAAAAGAUGCAUAAAAUCAAUGCUGAUCGGGGAUGUUGCUGACUCUUUCUUGAAGUGCAGCAGCUGCUGAAAAUUCAAUACAGUCUGCUAUCAAGCAGCGCUGACAUUUCUCUCUUAAACAAAAAAUAGAUCGUAUCAACUCACUGUUAGCCACACCAGCUCAAUAGCUUGUAUGCCUCAGGACAGACAUUGUCUUGGCUUUUAAAAAUGUUUUCAUUCUCACGGGAGCUGUUUUAGUUUACAAGUUAACCAGCAUGGGGCUUGGACUUUCACACAAGACACCGAUGGUACGCACUUGACCAUGUAUUUCUGGGCAUGCUCUCUGCUGCUCAAGUAGGAGAGCUCAGGUUCUGGCACUUUUUAUUCUGUAUAUUUUUAAAAUAAAAUGUGUUUUUUAAAGAAACUAAAA